Messenger RNA from Peromyscus californicus insignis, 1485 nucleotides. Its product is annotated as steroid 21-hydroxylase. Lineage: Eukaryota; Metazoa; Chordata; Mammalia; Rodentia; Cricetidae. The coding region runs from base 1 to 1485 and encodes 494 amino acids. The record is from RefSeq and is a predicted model, not a curated record. The transcript is spliced from 10 exons. Gene Ontology annotation, biological process: hormone biosynthetic process; progesterone metabolic process. Gene Ontology annotation, molecular function: steroid 17-alpha-monooxygenase activity; iron ion binding; heme binding.
AUGGCACUGCCUGGGCUGUGGCUGCUGCUGCUGUUUCUGCUGCUGCUGAUAGCUGGCACCCGCUGGCUGUGGGGUCACUGGAAGCUCUGGGACCUCCACCUCCCACCUCUGGCCCCGGGAUUUCUGCACUUUCUACAGCCGAACCUCCCUAUCUACCUGCUUGGCCUCACUCAGAAACUCGGACCUGUCUACAGGAUCCGCAUGGGGCUGAAAGAUGUGGUGGUGCUGAAUUCUAAUAGGACCAUUGAGGAGGCCCUGAUCCAAAAACGGGUGGACUUUGCUGGCCGACCCUGGAUAAUAUAUGAAAAGCUAGACUUGGACUUGUCACUAGGUGACUACUCUCUAAUGUGGAAGGCCCAUAAGAAACUCUCGCGCUCAGCUCUGAUGCUGGGUGUGCGAGACUCCAUGGAGCCCCUGGUAGAGCAGCUGGCCCAGGAAUUCUGUGAGCGCAUGAGAGCCCAGGCUGGCACCCCCGUGGCCAUCCAUGAGGAAUUCUCUUUACUCACGUGCAGUGUCAUCUGCGGCCUCACUUUCGGAGACAAGGAUGACACUCUGGUACACACCAUUCACAGCUGUGUCCAAGACUUGUUGCAAGCCUGGAACCACUGGUCCAUCCAAAUCUUGGAUGUAAUUCCCUUUCUUAGGUUCCUCCCCAAUCCAGGCCUCUGGAAGCUGAAUCGGCUCCAGGAGACGAGGGACCACAUCGUAAAGCAGCAGCUGAGGCGGCACAAGGACAGCCUGGUAGCCGGCCAGUGGAAGGACAUGAUUGACUACAUGCUUCACGGGCUGGAGCAGCAAAGAGAGGGGAAAGGCGCAGGACCGCUCCGGGAAGAGCACGUGCACAUGUCAGUGGUGGACCUUUUCAUCGGCGGCACCGAGACCACAGCCACCACGCUCUCCUGGGCUGUGGCUUUCCUGCUUCAUCACCCUGAGAUCCAGAAGCGACUUCAGGAAGAAUUAGACCUCAAGUUGGGCCCCAGUGCCCCCAGCUCCCAGAUCCUCUACAAGAACCGAACGCAGUUGCCUUUACUUAUGGCCACCAUCACUGAGGUGCUGCGCCUGCGGCCCGUGGUGCCCCUGGCCUUGCCCCAUCGCGCCACUCGGGCUAGCAGCAUCUCUGGCUAUGACAUCCCCAAGGACACAAUCGUCAUCCCCAACAUCCAAGGCGCCAACCUGGAUGAGAUGGUCUGGGAACUGCCCAGCCAGUUCCAGCCUGAUCGCUUCCUGGAACCUGGCAAGAACCCCAGAACGCUAUCCUUUGGCUGUGGGGCACGCGUGUGCUUGGGAGAGCCUCUGGCACGAGUGGAGCUCUUUGUGGUGCUGGCGCGCCUUCUCCAGGCCUUCACGCUGUUGCCGCCACCAGAUGGCACCCUGCCCUGCCUAAAGCCCCAGAAUUAUGCUGGUUUCAAUCUCUUGAUUAAUCCCUUCCAGGUGUUGCUGCAGCCCAGGAACCCGGUGCCCCAAGACCAGGGCCAGACCCCUUGA